AUGGCUUCUCGUCAGACGUUGUAUCAUGCCUUUUGUGUGGCAUCAUCGCUAAGGGAAGUUGCCAAGGGCAGUGCUUCCAUUGGGUGCGAGUCGCUAAGGACAUGGAUGGCGACCUCAACCCUUACAAGACCCGUCUUGGCAAGGUCUCGAUGGUUUUACGAUCCUGAGUGGGAAAAGGCUCGGGAAUUGUCCGAAUCAGUGCGUGCUGCUACUCGGUCGCGAGGUAAACCUACUGGCAGGAAAGGCACCAAAGGUGCCACUAGAAUGUAUUCGACAGAUGCUAAGAAGAACGUUCCUCCACUUGACACAGCCAAAACAGAGAAAGUAGUCUUACAGAGCUCUGAAGUCCCAUCUUCCAGGAUCUCACGGCUUUUCCACUAUGGAUCCCUAGCAGCCGGUGUUGGAUUUUCAGCUGCGACAGGUGGGCUCUCGCAGGCUGUUCAGGGCCGAUCUCCUGAUUUAAAGUCAUUGCUUCUCUCUGACGCCAAUAUAGACCGCAUUACCCAAAAGUUCUCCAAGAUGCGCGGUGCAGCUUUAAAAAUCGGCCAAAUGAUGUCCUUUCAAGACGAGCGUGUUCUGCCCAAAGAACUAUAUAUUAUUCUCUCUAGAGUUCAAAAUGGAGCUCAUUACAUGCCCCAAAGACAACUAGAGCGCAUCAUGAGUAAAGAAUUGGGGUCGUCUUGGAAGCAAAAAUUUGCCAAGUUUGAGCCUAUCCCCAUUGCAGCAGCCUCUAUAGGCCAAGUGCAUGAAGCAACUCUACCUUCUGGUGAAGAAGUAGUGCUGAAAGUUCAGUACCCUGGUGUGAAGGAUUCAAUUGAUUCUGACUUGAACAACGUUCUGAUGUUUCUAACGGCAUCUAGGCUGCUUCCCAAAGGUCUCUUCCUUGAUAAAACGGUUGCAAACGCACGGACAGAGUUGAAAUGGGAAUGCGAUUAUACGAGAGAGGCAAGCGCAUUACAGAAGUUUGGUGGCCUGCUGAAAGAUGAUCCCGUUCUUGUGACACCCAAGGUUUUUCAAGACUUGACUACAGAGAACAUUAUUACCAUGACUAAAAUGCACGGAACAGAGAUUAUGAGGCUGCCUGGCGACACAUCUCAGGAGACCAAAAAUUUUAUUUCCGAAACCAUUAUGCGAUUGUGUUUGCGUGAGAUAGCAGAAUUCGAAUUUAUGCAAACCGACCCCAAUUGGGCCAACUUUCUCUAUAACAAGGACACGCAAACGUUGGAGCUUCUGGAUUUUGGAGCUUCCAGAGACUUCCCUCACGACUUCAUCAGAGCAUAUCGUCGCUUACUCACAGCGGGGACUUUAAGAGACCGAGUAAAAGUGGCACAAAUUUCUGAGGAGCUAGGAUACCUCACCGGAUUGGAAUCGCGUGCAAUGGUAGAUGCACAUGUGGAUUCGGUUGUGGCCCUGGCGGAGCCAUUUAUGGGUCCCACCGAUCAACUUUUUGACUUUUCCCAACAAACCGUGACAGACAGAAUCAGAGGCAAUAUUAACCUGAUGCUGAGGGAGCGGUUGUGCCCUCCGCCGGAAGAAACCUAUUCAUUGCACAGGAAAUUCAGUGGUGUGUUCCUGCUUUGUGCGCGAAUGCAGGCGAAGGUUCCGAUGGCCAAAUUGUUUCACGAACACUUUGCAUUGUAUGACUAG
Lachancea dasiensis is the source of this 1647-nucleotide messenger RNA. Lineage: Eukaryota; Fungi; Ascomycota; Saccharomycetes; Saccharomycetales; Saccharomycetaceae. The record is from the annotation of a GenBank genome assembly.